Sugiyamaella lignohabitans is the source of this 2316-nucleotide messenger RNA. RefSeq lists its product as uncharacterized. NCBI's taxonomy places the organism in Eukaryota, Fungi, Ascomycota, Dipodascomycetes, Dipodascales, Trichomonascaceae. Bases 1 to 2316 code for a protein of 771 amino acids. Gene Ontology annotation, molecular function: GPI anchor phospholipase D activity. The record is from RefSeq and is a predicted model, not a curated record. Gene Ontology annotation, cellular component: extracellular matrix. The transcript has a single exon.
AUGGAGGAUUGGAUUCAUGAAUUUGAGAAAGCAGAUAAACAAGACAAAGGGCAAGUCAACAUUGGACCAAGGAGCAUAGACUCUGUGGUUAGAAACCUCAAAAUGAAUGCUUUUCAAAGAGUGCUAAAUGCUUUCAAAUAUAAAGAGAGAGGACGAGUCCAUAAUUCCGGGGCUAAAGAUGAAUCUGACAAUGAGUUAGCAUUGAAGGCAUUCAUAUUCGGCAUUUUGACUCACCAGGUCGCGGAUAUCAGUUGGCAUUCCUUAGGCAUUCAGCAAGGUUUACUAAGAAUGCUAGCUAAUCGGGAGUUUAAUGGUGAUGUGGCAGAAGCUCAUAGCGUGCUCGAUACCGGAGGCGACAUGAUUUAUGUUCGCAGAAUGCUGCAGUCAGGUCUUAAUCUAGAUUGGAUACAAGGGGAAUGGAAAUACCCGACUGCUGAUAUACUGGAGAUUAUUUCACGAGCUGGGUAUUCUGUUACCAGCUCCCAGCUUGAUUACUGUAUGUUUCGUGGAAAAGCUGCUUUGGGUGCAGAGCUACAGCUGGCAGUGAGUGCAUUCGCCCCCUACGCUCAAAGAUCGCCUCUUCUAUUUGAACAUAUUGAUGAUUACUUUUUGGGAGGCGUUACUGAGAUGUCAACUGCCACCCGACAUUGUUCAUAUUCGCUGGCUGAAUGGUUCGCAAACCAAACCACACCGGCUGACCCGUGGUCAGUCUGCGAAGUCUAUGAAGGAAUGAAAGGCAAAUCAUACCGAAAUUCAAAUUUUUUGUAUGAGAAUGAGACUCUACCUACUGAAGAUUAUACCACUCAGUCGACCCCUUAUUUGGAUAUCCCAUUGGCACAAAGUAUUAGCUCUGAUACUAAACUUGAAAUAUCGGCCCAUCAGAACAUUUUCGGUGACUCGGACUCCAAAGUACUAGCUGAGUUAGCAACUGUUAUUUCCACGGGUGUACCCAAUGGAGCUUUUGGUACUUCGUUAACAAUUGGUAAGUUUUUAAACGAUGAACUUUGUUUAGCAAUAUCGGCUCCAUAUGAGUCGGUGACAUUUGGAUUCGGGCGUACUGCUAAAGAAGUUCCUAAAGGCAGUGUAUAUGUUGUGGAACUAUCUCAGUUGGUUGUGUCAAAUAAUAAUAUUGCUGUGAAAACCCCUGCUAAAAUGAUUACUCUUGAAAUGCCUGAGGAGGGACCACCUUAUCAAUUCAACGAAAGAUUUGGUGCCAAAAUGACCAAGAUUACAUUGGCUGGUUUUGAUGUUUUGAUUGUCAGCCGUCCUGGUACAUCUCGGUUAAGUUUCUUUUUGGAGAAUAGAAAUAUUUUCAAUAUUCAUUGGGGUUCUGCUAGUGUUAAGUACGGUAGUUUUGGUGAUAAGCUAGCGGGCGAGUCACUGGUCGUCGGAGACGUUGACGGUGAUGGGAUAGACGAUCUGGUUGUCGGAUCCCCGUAUUCUGAUAUCAGUGGUCGUCCUCAGGCUGGUGAAGUCCAUGUAAUCAACGGACUAUCUUUGCAGUCAAUAUUUUCUGUUGCUGUUGAGAGUCGUAGUAGAGUGCCCUUAGAAUUUGAUAUUAAAGAUGUGGCUGAGAUCGUGUUACAUUUACCAUCACUGACAUCGUCUCCUGGAUAUAGCUUGUUUGGAUCUAAAGUGGCUGUUGUUUCACGAGGAUCGACAAACUAUUUAUUGAUUGGUGCUGAAGGAGUGGGAAAGGUAUUCGCUUUUGAUUCCAAGAAGGACUUUAAGUACGUAUUUGUUCUUUCUAGUAAUGUCAACACUGGGGCCAAUUUUGGUGGCAAGCUACUGGUUGGUAAUAAUGAUGGUUGGAUUGCUGUCGGAAGUACUACCGAGGACGUCCAUUCUGACCGUACUGGAAGGGUCAAAUGUAGUCAAUGUGGCGCAAUUUACCUGUUCCGCAUUAAAGAAAUUGGAGUGAUUGAGGAUUUGUCAUUGUAUAAUUCGACUGAUGAAUUGACUGCAUAUGAACAAGGCUAUCUUGGCUUUAAAACAAGAAAGGGCAUGGAAUCUGGAUCCUUUAGUAGAUUCGGUCAUGAAGGUACUAUCAUAGAUAAGUAUCUAUAUACGAGUUCUCCGUUUGGUCAGAAUGAAAGGGGUCAGGUUUGGCGGCUUGAUCUAUCAAAGCAUGGUAAAGGUAACUUUGAACUUCUGAUUGAAGAGAGCCCCUGGCCCUAUAGUAAUGGGUUUGGUACAAGCUUGGCAGGGAUUCAACAGAAUGGUGAAACGUUUUUAGCUAGUGGUAUGCCGUAUUAUGGAACAAAUGAGAGAGGGUGGUUGCAAGGCGCUGUUGCCUUGUAUCAUUUGAAGGACUAA